Molecule: messenger RNA, 2810 nt
Organism: Syzygium oleosum
Lineage: Eukaryota; Viridiplantae; Streptophyta; Magnoliopsida; Myrtales; Myrtaceae
Product: protein NSP-INTERACTING KINASE 3
Exons: 11
Coding region: 644-2530 (628 amino acids)
Biological process (GO): protein phosphorylation
Molecular function (GO): protein kinase activity; ATP binding; protein binding
Source: RefSeq, a predicted model, not a curated record
UGGCGGCGGCGGCGGUGGAGGUGGUGGCGGGGGAAUCAGCGACGGGGAGGUAAAAACCAACGACAAGCAACACCAAAGUGGAGUUUGUGGGGGUCGCCCGAAAACACGUAGAUAAACGCGACCAUUGGUUUCCCAGAUCUCUAGGAUCUCAGAAUUUUAGGCAUUUUUGGUGUUUGCUCUGUUUCUCGAGGAAAACACUCUCAUUCACGUCCGCAUUCUCGUCUUUCUUAGCCGUUUGUCCUGGCUCAGGCGGUGCUUAUCCCUCUAGCUUUGAUUCUCAGUGUCUUUUUCUAAGCUAGGCGUUUUGUGAGCCAGUGGUUUUUAGCAUCUGGGUCUUUUGAGUUACAUGGAGUUAUUGUUGAGGGGUCAGUGAAAACGUGAAGUUUAUUUGAAAAAAGGAGGCAAAAGAGAAGGGGGGGAAAAGGUACGGGAGAGAAUCAUUCAUUCCUGUCGUGGCAUUGGAGGUUCUUGUUCUGGAGCUUUCAUUCUUUCUUUCUUUUUGACCGGAAUAAGGGAAAGGGAUUAGUUUGCAGGGGCUGCAACUGAAAAUGGCUUGCCUUUUGGUUUCUCGUGGUGGUUUUGAGAAGUGGGUGCGAGAGGUUUUGAAGAGGAAGUGAAGUAUCGGGAAGUGUGAGAAGAAAGUAUGGAGUUCGAGAGAAGAGUGAUGCUGUGGAGAGUGAGAUGUUUUCUUGUUUUGGCAUUGUUGGGGAGUUGCUCUGCUUCUCUUUCUCCUGCUGGUGUUAACUAUGAAGUUAUGGCUUUGAUGGCAAUAAAAAAUGCUCUCCAUGACCCCUACAAUGUUUUGGAGGGUUGGGAUGUAACUUCUGUGGAUCCUUGUAGCUGGAGGAUGGUCACUUGCACAGCCGAGGGCUUCGUUUCAUCUUUGGGACUUCCGAGUCAGAGCUUAUCAGGAACCUUGUCUCCAGAAAUUGGGAACUUAACGAACUUGCAAUCUGUGUUGCUGCAGAAUAAUUUCAUCGCGGGUCCUAUUCCAGCAACAAUAGGAAAUCUACAGAAGCUUCAGACACUCGAUCUGUCCAGUAACACAUUUAGUGGAGAAAUACCUGGUUCUCUAGGGGACCUGAGGAACCUGAAUUACCUUCGGUUGAACAACAACAGUCUCACUGGAUCCUGCCCAGAGACGUUGUCUAAUAUCGAGGGCCUCACUCUUGUAGACUUUUCAUUUAACAAUUUGAGUGGUUCUUUGCCAAAAAUAUCAGCAAGAACUUUUAAAAUCAUUGGCAACCCUCUAAUAUGUGGACCCAAAGCUGGCAACAACUGUACUUCUGUCUUUCCUGAACCACUCUCUUUUCCACCAGAUGUUUUAAAAGAUCAACCAGAUUCUGGAUCAAAAAGUCAUCACAUGGCGAUUGCUUUUAGUGCAAGCUUUGGUGGUGCCUUCUCUGCAGUCAUUGUCAUCGCUUUACUAAUUUGGUGGCGUUACAGACGGAAUCAACAAGUUUUCUUUGAUGUUAACGACCAAUACGACCCUGAGGUUUGCUUGGGACAUUUGAGAAGGUAUACAUUUAAGGAACUGAGGGCUGCAACGGACCAUUUCAACUCGAAGAACAUUUUAGGGAGAGGUGGAUUCGGGAUUGUGUACAAGGGAUGCCUCAAUGAUGGUACUAUAUUAGCUGUCAAAAGGUUGAAGGACUAUAACACUGCAGGAGGUGAAAUCCAAUUUCAGACAGAAGUGGAAAUGAUAAGCCUGGCUGUUCAUCGGAAUCUUCUCAGGCUUUGUGGCUUCUGCUCAACGGAGAACGAAAGACUCCUUGUGUACCCCUACAUGCCGAAUGGAAGUGUAGCUUCUCGCUUAAGAGAUCAUAUUCAUGGGAAGCCAGCUUUGGACUGGUCAAGGCGAAAGAGGAUUGCCUUAGGUACAGCUAGGGGAUUGGUUUAUUUACAUGAACAGUGCGACCCUAAAAUUAUUCACCGUGAUGUUAAAGCAGCCAAUAUUUUGCUCGAUGAAGACUUUGAGGCUGUUGUUGGAGAUUUUGGGUUGGCGAAGCUUUUAGAUCACAGGGACUCCCAUGUGACAACUGCGGUGCGUGGCACGGUAGGCCAUAUUGCUCCUGAGUACUUAUCAACAGGCCAAUCAUCUGAAAAAACAGAUGUAUUUGGGUUUGGUAUCUUGCUCCUCGAGCUCAUCACAGGUCAAAAAGCUCUAGAUUUUGGACGAGUGGCGAACCAGAAAGGAGUCAUGCUUGAUUGUGUAAACAAGUUACACAAGGAUGGAAAACUAAGCCAACUGGUAGACAAAGAUCUAAGGACCAAUUUUGACAGGAUUGAAUUGGAAGAGAUAGUCAAGGUUGCUCUUCUAUGUACCAAGUUCAAUCCAUCCGAGCGCCCCAAGAUGUCUGAAGUACUCAGGAUGUUGGAGGGUGAUGGUUUAGCUGAGAAAUGGGAGGCUUCUCAGAAGGUAGAGACGCCAAGGUUCAGAUCGUGCGAAAACCCAACUCCUAGAUACUCGGAUUUCAUCGAAGAGUCUUCACUUGUGGUAGAAGCAAUGGAGCUUUCUGGUCCUAGGUGACGGAUAAGUCCCCUCUUCCGCACGCGUUUCCGUACACAUCAUCUGGGUCGCAGAGGUUCGAAUGAAUGAAGGUUGUCGUCGCCUUUGUCGAUAGAGCUCAGUGAAUGUAUUUAGUCUGUAUAAAAGGUAAAAGGAAAGUCGUGUACAAGCUUGAAUGUUCUUCGCAAGGAAUCGAUUUCAGCUGGUUGAGCUUUUUGUCAAGAAAAUUUUGACAUACGUAAACGAGAGUUCACUGUAAGUAUUAUUCCCCUACUGAUCUAACCAAUUAGUUCUGGUUCGC